GUUAACGGAGAGUUUCAGGUACUGUGAUCUUUUUUUGCGUCAAUGCGUGUCCAUAACGUUAUUUCCACUUAUCUCCAGCAUGAAUGACUCCUGCCAGGCCUUCCAUGGUCGAAUGUAUAUCUAUCUCCGGAAGGUCGUCUACUAACGUGUAUUCCUUUCUUCGUGAAUCUUACCCAGAACGUACCCUCUUACACAGUUGUUCUUUCCCUCAAGAUGGCGGACGUCAAAUCCCACGAAACCUCGGCGGCUACCUCCAUCACCGACCUAUCCAAACCCAUUCAACCUACCGUUGACAACAAUUAUGAGAAACACGAACAAGAGGUCGAUCUCGAUCGACAAGACUCAGCCCAAACCGUCCCGAUUGAAAACGAGAAAGAUGAAGACAUGGGCCGCGAAAUCUCCCGCAUUGAUACUGCCGACUAUCCAGCAGCAUUCCCCCUGCUCAUGAUUGUCAUUGCUUUGAUGGCCAGUAUCUUCCUUGUCGCUCUUGAUAUGACCAUUGUCGCCACUGCCAUUCCCCGAAUCACGGACCAGUUCCACUCUGUCGACGAUAUCGGUUGGUACGGUAGUGCUUUCUUCCUCACGAUCGGCUCUUUCCAGGCCACGUGGGGUAAACUCUACAAGUACUUCCCUCUAAAGAUCUCCUACUUGUGCAGUAUCGUCAUUUUCGAGAUUGGCUCGUUGAUCUGUGCGGUGGCCAAAGACUCAACCACUCUUAUCGUCGGCAGAGCUGUGGCUGGCAUGGGUGGUGCAGGCAUUGCUUCAGGCGGUUAUACAAUCAUCGCUUUCUCCGCGCCACCAGCAAGACGUCCUGCACUCACCGGUGCUCUCGGCGCAACAUUCGGUAUCGCUUCAAUCAUUGGUCCCCUGCUGGGCGGCGUUUUCACCGACCAUCUCACAUGGCGAUGGUGCUUCUACAUCAACCUUCCCAUUGGCGGCGUUGCUGGUGGCCUCAUCUUCCUGUUCUUCCGCACUCCCAAAGGUGCCAGGCCACAAGCAGCAACGUUGAGGGAGAAAUUCUUGCAGAUGGACUUUCCCGGCACUUUCACCAUCAUGGCAGCGUGUGUCUGCUAUCUCCUCGCAAUGCAAUGGGGUGGUGCCACCAAGUCAUGGUCUGAUGGGUCCGUCAUUGCAUGCCUGGUCCUGUUCGGACUCUUGGUCAUCACUUUUGUGGUUAUCGAAUACAUUCAAGGCGACCGCGCUUUGCUCCAGGGUCGACUUCUCAAGGACCGGACAAUUGCCGCCAUGUCAGCUUACAUCUUUUUCGUCGCCGGCAUCUUCUUUCUUCUUCUCUACUAUCUUCCCAUUUACUUUCAAGCAACUCGUGGCAUUUCGGCGGCCAAAUCCGGUAUCGACAACCUGCCUCUUGUCUUUGGUGCAUCCUUGUUGACGAUCGCUUCUGGCGGUCUUCUCACUUUCUGGGGAGAGUACAUCCCACCCAUGGCAGUCGGCUCUGCCAUUGCCGCCGUGGGUUGCGGACUCCUCUUCACCCUGGAAAUUGACAGCGGUCAUUCCAAAUGGAUAGGUUAUCAGGCGCUUGCAGGUAUUGGUGUCGGUCUUAUCUUCCAAAUACCCGUCAUUGUGGUGCAAGCCAUCGUCAAGCCUUCCGACCUCAGUUCAGUCUCAGCCAUCAUUCUCUUCUUCCAGACGAUUGGAGGAGCCAUUUUCAUCAGCGCCGGACAAGCUGGCUUUACCAACAAAAUGCUCAAGGAGAUCCCCAACAAAGUUCCUGGCGUUAGUCCGUCAUUGGUCGUUGCGACUGGUGCGACGGAUCUGAGAAAUGUCUUUUCAGCCGCCGAGCUUCCAGGCAUCCUCUCCGCCUACAUGGAAGGUCUCCGAGUGCCGUUCGCUAUUGCCAUUGCUUGUGCGUGCGUCACAUUCUUGCUAGCGUUCACGCCCAAGUGGGAAAGCAUAAAGGGCAAAGUUAAGCUGGAUGGUCCAGCUGCUUGAGGUUGAAAAACGGUCUGAUGAGUCUAUUCACGUCUCUUCAGUACGACAAUCCUUCGGGAUGGUCUUCUCCGCCUUUCUCCGCUUUAUGUCAUUACUAG
This is a messenger RNA of Exophiala viscosa, 2048 nucleotides long. Its product is annotated as DNA repair protein RAD50. NCBI's taxonomy places the organism in Eukaryota, Fungi, Ascomycota, Eurotiomycetes, Chaetothyriales, Herpotrichiellaceae. The transcript is spliced from 2 exons. Gene Ontology annotation, biological process: transmembrane transport. Bases 214 to 1950 code for a protein of 578 amino acids. Gene Ontology annotation, cellular component: plasma membrane. The record is from RefSeq and is a predicted model, not a curated record. Gene Ontology annotation, molecular function: transmembrane transporter activity.